AUGGUCAUAUGGCGUCUGGAAUACAAUCAAGCACGUUUCGUGUGGCUUCGUGGUAUUUGGGCGGAUACGAAGGAAUCAGCUAAAGAAGGGAGUAGUCGAUUGAAGAAGUAUUUGGAGAGGAUUAUGCAUGGAGAAGCUAAACUCGAUCAGCAAGCUAAACUGGAGAAACGAAUGGGUGACGAGAUGAACGAGGACGGUGCCGACGAGCAGUGGCAUCCUGAGGAUCCGCGAACGAAUGUGCCCAAACGAAGGCGGUCGACGGGGAGAUCCAGUGAAUCGGCCAGGCAGAGAAGGUUGGUGUGA
Molecule: messenger RNA, 303 nt
Organism: Anisakis simplex (herring worm)
Lineage: Eukaryota; Metazoa; Nematoda; Chromadorea; Rhabditida; Anisakidae
Source: the annotation of a GenBank genome assembly